Exophiala spinifera is the source of this 1101-nucleotide messenger RNA. RefSeq lists its product as uncharacterized. Bases 1 to 1101 code for a protein of 366 amino acids. Gene Ontology annotation, molecular function: zinc ion binding; oxidoreductase activity. The record is from RefSeq and is a predicted model, not a curated record. The transcript is spliced from 10 exons. Lineage: Eukaryota; Fungi; Ascomycota; Eurotiomycetes; Chaetothyriales; Herpotrichiellaceae.
AUGCCAAAGGAGGAAGAAGCGGUCAUAGAAAUGGAGAUCCCAAAGGAAGGUUGGGCAGCGGUUGUCAAAAAUGAAGGGGCAGACUUCUUCGUGGCGACUGAGAAAGUUCCAGUGCCCUUCAUCGGGUCUACGGAAGUUCUUAUCAAGCUCAAUGUAACCGGACUGUGUCUGACCGAUGUACACUUCAUGAUGAAUGAUUGGGCCUUCCCGAAGAUGUCGGACAUGGGUGUUUCUUGUGCAGGCCAUGAAGGUGCCGGAGUUAUCGUGAAGAUUGGUGAAAGUGUGAAGAGUUGCAAAGUCGGCGAACGAGCGGCAUAUGGUCCGAUCCACAGCACAUGCAGCUUAUGCGACUCCUGCAAGUCUGGAAGAGAGACAUACUGCCCGCAAGCAGUCUAUACAGGCGGGACGGUGGACGGGACUUACAAGCAGUAUUGUGCUGUACCUGAACAGUUUGUCCAUCUGAUUCCUGAGGGAGUUUCUGACUACGUUGCAGGGCCUGCCAUGUGCUCUGCAGGUACCAUGUACGCUUCGCUGAGAGAAUCCGGACUCAGAGCCGGUGACUGGGCCGUCUUUCCGGGUGGAGGUGGUGGGACCGGCAUUCAAGGUGUACAGCUGGCUUGCGCCAUGGGUAUACGACCCGUUGUGGUUGACACGGGCAAAAGUCGCCAGUCUCUCUCUCUCAGCCAUGGUGCCGAGUGUUUUGUUGAUUUUGUGACCGAGCCAGACCCGGUCAAAAAGGUCUUGGAAGUCACUAAUGGAGGUGCUCACGGCGUGUUUGUCUGUGCUGUACAGGCUUAUCCCGUCUCGCUUAACUACCUUGGUUCACGUAUCGGUGGAAUAGUGAUGUGUGUCGGACUCCCGCCCAAGGGUAGAUAUCACAUUGAUGCCGAUCCUACCCAGCUUUGCUUGAACAACCAAUCCAUCAAGGGUACGCUGUCGAGCAGUCGGAAGGAUAUAGCUGCGACAAUGGACUUUGCGAAACGAGGAAAGAUCAACCUUGAGCCUGUCGUGGUUGGAGUGAGCAAGUUCAAUGAAGCCGUCCAAAGGUUGAAAAAUGGACAAGUUGCAGGGCGCAUAGUGGUAGACUUCAACCUUCCAUAA